UUUUGUUUUGCUGCAAAAUGCAAUGGUGAAGUCGAUCUCAGCUUCUGCUUUGUCGUCUUCGUCUGGUCCGCAGCAGCAGCAGCAACCGCGCUCGCUCUUCCGUCCGCUCGACCAGCAUGUCGACUCGCGAUUCCAGCACAAGCGCCAGCAGUCCACCAACACGACCAACAUCGCGAGUGGUAGUAGUAGCCGGAGCACACGUCCGCCCAAUGCAUUGCCAUUGCUUUCAGGUAAUACCACUCCCAAAUCUGCCGUCGAUUUGGCGCCGCCGCGACCGCCACCCGUGCAAGGACGCGUUGUUGAAACCGAUGUUUCGAGCGCCGCCGCUCCGCAACCGCCUCGUCCGACCAAGACUGCAUCCAGGCACAAGUUCAUGCCAGUGCUGCGGCAGCGAUCGUCCGCCGAGCAUCGAGAAGGAUUUGACUUGACGCGGAGCGCUUCGAGCGGUAGCAAUGGCAGUGCAGACGCAACAACCUCGGCUCCUUCCGCCAACUCAUCGAAAACCAACUCAGGCUUAGCUGCUGCAGCCUCGGCGAAUGUCGAGGCCAGAGCGCUGUCUCGCGCAGGCUCGCGAUCGUUGUCGAACUCAGAGUCGCUCAGCGGAGCCCCGCCCAAUUUGCGAGCGUCCUCCAAUUCCGCAGAUGCAAGAGCGGCUUCAAAGCAGUCGCUCAGCAGCUCAAGCGCACCUGCUCGAGCUGCCUCAGCUCUGCACCAGGCCAAGAUUGACGCAUUUCUCACACCAAAAGCGCCCAAACCGCCUUCGCGAGGGCCAAAAAUGCGGCAGUCCUUGAUUGAUGAUUUUCGAAAGGCAUUGUCAUGCCCUGCCCCCUCUCAUCCCAGGGAAGAAACGGUGACAAGACAACCAACCUUGGUGCCGUCUUCCCGCCCCCAGAAAUCCCUGUCGCUCUCCAGACGAAAAUCGACAGCAGGAGAGGACUCACUGGGACAGCCUCAAGCAACAACAGCAGCAACGCCAUCAUCUCCAGCAGAGCAGCUGGACAACAUUUCGCAACCCUUGGACAUGUCAUCGCAAGAGCGCGAGGUGGCUGCUGCUGCACCGAUUCGUCAACGGCGAACUGUUUCCGAGCGCGAUUUCACCGCCUCGUCUAUCGACGCUGAACAGCAUUCGCGCAAGCGUUUCAGACAGGCGUCUGUCGUGUCCUUGAGCUCGAGCGGUCCGACUGGUCCUCCCAGUGAGGACGUGGUUGUUGUAUCCAACUCGCCCAAGUCUCCUCGUCGGCUUCCAUCGAUUUCCCGACACGGACGCAACAGAUCAGCGACUACUGCCUCCAAUUCGUUGAUUGUUUUCAGCGAUAGCGCGAGCGCAGAUUUGGCUGCAGGUGGGGAGGAUGCUGCACAACCGCUUGUUCAUCUCAGUCAGAGCUCCGCAUUUAGCGAAGCACUGGACCUGUAUUCACCACCCGAUGCUUCAACUACAGCCGUCGUCACCGCUUCCACGACAGUUGUAUCGACUCGGCCCAUUAGUCGUCAGCAAACGUUUGAACUGUCCGAUCCAAACGUCCUCCCGUUCGUUCAACAGCAGCAGCAGCAGCAGCAGCGCAACUCCUCCGUCUCGUCGGCCCAGCCACGCAUGCACUCACCGGAUCUCUUCCAAGAUGCUCGUCCUGCUGGCCCCGCACAUGGCCUCAAGCGCGAGCCAAGCAGUGCAAGCAGCAGCGAGCGGCGUCCAAUCUUGCCAACAGCAUUGAAAUCUGCUGCAGCUCACGCCCCUGCUGUCGGUCUGCAACCUGCGCCCAUCGUCGCCGAUGCCAUCUUUCCCCGACCAGCAAUCCCCGAGCACUAUGUCGAGUACCAAGAAGAGCCAGCCAGUUGGGUCGACGCCUGCUCGUUUGACAUGAGCCGGUUUCCUCAAUUUCGUGAGGUUGCUGCUGCCACCAACACCAACACGUUGGUCUCCAACAAGCGAGGCGGUGGUCUCUCCGAUGGCCAAGCGGAUUCAGCAAAGCGACACAAGAAGCGGCGAGAAAAGAAGCGCCGACAGCCGAGCGCCAUGUUUGCCAACGACGACGGCUCGCUGCCGCCUCAAUCCGAUCCCAGCGUUGAGGACUCGAACGACAGUUUUGCAAGCAGCCAGCAUGCUUCAGAACACUCCUUGGCCAACGCUACUCCGAGGCGCUUCAUCGUUCGGAAUGCCCUCCCAAGCCGCUCGUCAACAUCGCAUGCACACGACCACUCGUCCAAUUCGUCAUUAACUGACCAGCUGAACGUAUUAAUGGGCGGCGAGGCUAGCCACAACGUCACUCGAGCAGCUGUGCUCUCACAGGCAAUCCCUCGGCUGUCUAGCAGUAUCGCUGCACGGCCGCCGGAUGACUACUCGCAACAACGCAAUCCAGAGCCAGUCGCCUACUCUUAUGCCAGUAUUCAUGCGUGGCAGCCAUCCAUGGACAAUGGCGGGUUGAAUUUUCAGGACCAUUCAGCGCAUCCCGCUAGUCAGGCACCCGCAGCAGCCAGGGACGCAUCGCCCGAUCCAGAGAACGACGCGCUGCAAAGUCCCCACGCUGCGCCUGUCGCUUCGCAAGACUCGGCCAUUGAACCGUCACUCCUUGCUCCGGCACCCGAUGACCGAUCCGUCCUUGAUCACACUUCGCUCAACUCGCUGCCCGCCGGCUCUGUGAACUGGACUGCAACUGGAGCAGGCAUCCCGCAGACCUUGAUGCUGUUUGACGAGCAGAUCGUCUCUCAGCCAGACCCAGACGAUGCGUUUGUUUGCCAUGACCCUCACCAAACCGCCCGACCGAAAGUGAAGAGUGGGCUACCUCUCCUUUCCUCCAGAAUCUCAUCUUCGCCAACCAAACGCGCGAGGAGGUCGUCGCCAUCCUCUCACUCGUCCUCGCACAUCGACAUUCCCAGCUCACCGCCCGAGCUGCCGCCUUCGCAGUUUUCCGCAUUUGGUUCCCUUGUGGAUGAUUUGUAAAACACCCUCGCAAUUGCACUUUGUUGGUUACUCGUUAAUCUAUUUGUACAUUUAUCAUAAACCCCA
Messenger RNA from Capsaspora owczarzaki ATCC 30864, 3001 nucleotides. RefSeq lists its product as hypothetical. The record is from RefSeq and is a predicted model, not a curated record. NCBI's taxonomy places the organism in Eukaryota, Filasterea, Ministeriida, Capsasporidae. The transcript is spliced from 2 exons. Bases 23 to 2935 code for a protein of 970 amino acids.